CCACCGGUAAUAUCUUACCCAGAUAGAACUGGCGUAGAAACAUCAGAUCAAUCAGCUACUUUCGAACACUACUCUUGCGCGCUUUAUUUCCUAGGACAAUUAUCAUUUCCAAGGUUUAUUCAAAGACUUCACGUUUGUGCUUGUAUUUGCGGCAGUUUCAGAACGAUAUGGCAGAAUUCGCCAUCGCGCUCGAUGAACCGGACUCCAUAACUGGUGAAAGCACCCACAUCUCUGCCAAGAUGGCAGGAUAUGGUGAGAUCGUACUGGGCUUUCGACGUACUUGCAAGGUUCCCAACAAUGACGAGGAGUUCUACGCCCCAGAUCUGGGACCCUACCCAUUGUACGAUGUCAAAAAGUACAAUGGUCUUCCCAGAUCAAUCUUGCAAGCUGGAGGGUGGUUCAUUGCUAUGCGAGAUGCCUAGGUAACGAAGCAAUGUGCCUCAAGUUGGGCUCCAAUCGAAAGUUUAAUGUAAUAGUCGGAUCGGAUACCUCAAGGAAAGCACACUGUAUUGUCCUUGGGUCCCAAUACCUUCAUGGAUUACCGGAUAGCGAUGAUCCACAAUAUGUCCGACAGUUCGUUGCAGCACCUGCUUCUCACAGAUCUCAGAUAAACCCAAGUGACGAACCCUUCGUGGAUGAUUUAUCGCUCGCUAUCAGAGCACCGAAAGCUGUGGUGAACCAGGCUGGGAUCAUCGUCAAAACACCGGAUAAGAGAGAUAUCCAUAUUCAGAUCGAUGAUAUCACUACAGUUAUCCAGCUCAAAUUAAGAAUAGAACGCGAAACGGGUAUAGCCGAAGAUAGCCAAAGGCUCAUAGUUGGUGCAAAGCAGCUGGUAGACAACACUACUCUGAGCAGCAAUGGUGUUAAGGAGGGUACCAUCGUUCACCUGGGUCGGAGAAUGACUGGGGGAGGAUUCUUCGCGCGCCUACCAGCGUUUUUCGCAAGCCAUAAGAUGAUCUUAAAAUCGGGCGGCCGUAUCUUACAACCUGAAGCAUGGAAAGAGGAAGAAGAAGCGCAGACCUCCUGGCCGACUAUUGAUCACGGAAAACCUACCAACACGCCAUCGGGAGGAUACAAUCCUUAUGGGCUCAUCCUGCUUAAGAAUGCAGAACACCAGUCUAACGAAACUCGUGGUCAAGGCUCGAAGAGCAAGGUACGGUGGUGGCGUAGGGUAUUCCAGAAAUCAAAGGAGACGUAACACUUAUCAACGUGUCUAUGUUUGAAGCUGCUCUUAGAAGAUGCCCAGGUGUGUUGCCAAAAUGCUUGCCCCACUCUGCCAUGGCUCCGCAAACGCGCGGACACCAUUGGCUGC
Molecule: messenger RNA, 1312 nt
Organism: Alternaria alternata
Lineage: Eukaryota; Fungi; Ascomycota; Dothideomycetes; Pleosporales; Pleosporaceae
Exons: 6
Coding region: 434-1198 (254 amino acids)
Biological process (GO): ubiquitin-dependent protein catabolic process
Cellular component (GO): cytosol
Molecular function (GO): polyubiquitin modification-dependent protein binding
Source: RefSeq, a predicted model, not a curated record